Messenger RNA from Rotaria sp. Silwood2, 1179 nucleotides. The record is from the annotation of a GenBank genome assembly. Lineage: Eukaryota; Metazoa; Rotifera; Eurotatoria; Philodinida; Philodinidae.
AUGAGUAACAACGUACCAUCAACAUCACUCGUCUGCUUUAUUGUAUGUGAUGGUGGACCAGCUGCUCAUUUCGCGGCUUUUGCUACGAAUCUUUUCCAUCAAAAUGAAUUACAAAUCAUCAUAUAUGCAACUGGACCGGCUCUAACUAAACUAAAAGAUUCACAUCUGCCUAAUGAUAUUCAACUUCUUUCAUUUUCAAUUGAAAAUUUCGAUCAUGAACAACAAGAACAAGUAGCUACACAAUUGAUUGAUAAUUGUUUGAAACAAGGUACACGUACUAUUAUUGUUGACAUUGGUAAUAAAUUUGAUAGAAUAUUUCAAGCGGUUUCAUCGAAACGAAAUAUUCCUAAUGAUAUAAUUCAUUUCUGGUGUUAUUAUGAUAAUCCAGAACCAUAUGUACCCGGUGGUUACUCAAUUAAAACAGAAGAAACAAUCAAAUCAUCACAAUACAUUCUAUUCGCGAAUAUAAAUUUAGCCAAAAGUAAUUCGAUUAUAUAUUCAUUACCUGAAAAACGUAUCGAUUUAACAAAUAAGAUUGUUGAAGGUAUUGGUUAUUAUCCAGUUAUAGAAGUUGAAAAAUUAUUACAACAGCGUGAAAUUGAAAAAGAUUCUUUACGAGCACAUUAUGGUUGGACCAAUAUUCAACAUCUAUUUGUAUAUUUCGGUGGAAAUAAUGAUACUUAUUUUGAUCAAGCAUUUCCGACUUUUCUAUCAAAUCUUUCACAUAUAGAUAAGAAUAUAGUUCAAGAUGUUUUAUUCUUACUUCAUCAACAUCCUGCUGCAAAAAAACAGAAUCGAGAUGGUCUUUUAUUUCAAGAAUGUCUAUCAAAAAAUAAUCAUAUUCAAGGUAUUAUAUCAACAUUAAGAACAAGUGAUCAAGCACAAAUAGUUGCUGAUGCUGCUUUAUAUUAUCAAACAAGUAUGGCACCACAAUUCGUUCUUCUCGGAUUACCAACAAUGCAAGUAGGACAUGAAACUUACCAUGAUGUUUUAGUUAAAUUCAAUUUGUGUUAUACAGCUACUAAUGCAACUGAAUUAGUUGUUGGAUUAACACAAAUGAAAGAAAGAAGUGAAUUAUCGGACAAAACUCAACAACGAAAAGAAUUGAUUUAUAAUGCUAUUGGAUAUACACCUGAUUGGCCAAAUAAUCUUCAUCGUAUUAUCUUUGAUUAUAAAUGA